GCUGCGACGCGUCCUCCGUGUCUGUCCGUCGGUCAGCCCAGCCGCCGGUCGCUGCGAGCUGCAUGUGCAUCUUAAUCGCAACCCAAGUGUCACUGGUCGUCGAUGACAUCGCCACUUUGUGCCGGCUAUGGGCUUUAAUUGCGGGGCCUAUAUCGGAGCUUGGACUGUUUUCGUGAUAGUGUACCUCAACAUAACCGUUGCCGCCGUCGAGUUCAGCCUACUGGCGGAUCUCGGGAUAGACUCGCUUCCUGAUAAACAGAAGAUAAACAUAAGUUUAGAAGAAUAUACGAGUGUGAUAACAACAUAUCUCCAACUAAAAGACGACACUUUUGAAGAAGUUCCAGAACUGAGAGUAUAUAGACUUGAUAAUUUACGCCAACAAGAUACAUCAAAGCAUCCACUAAAGAUGGUAUUUCCCAUAAGUAUAUCGACUGAACAAGUAGAAAGUGCUUCUGUGCGUCUGCUGCUUCCUCCACAACAGAACGACUCGUCAACGAUCACAGUGCGAUUGAACCAAAUCCUCGGAACCCGCAGGAGACGAUUCCUGCAAGACAAAGAACUGUAUUUGUCUUCCCGCUCGCCCAAAUGGUGCGAUUUCGACGUAACACCAGCUGUCCAUUCAUGGAUAAACGGUCAAAGGAACCUAGGUUUAGAAUUAGUGUGUUUGGGAUGCCGAAACAACCUGAAUCCUCAGCAGGCAGCUAUCACCGCGAUGAUCCACACCGCGCAGAAGAGAGCCAAGAGGUCUUUGGAGAAUUCCGUGAAAAGGAUAUCGGACUGUAGUACCAGGCACAGAAAAGGAAAGAAGAACAAGUGCUGCAGGCACGAGAUGAACGUGACUUUCAAAGACCUGCCCUUUCCACAGCUGGAGAACAUCGUCGAGCCAAAAUCGUACGAGGCAGGUUUCUGCCAGGGUUUGUGUCCCGCGCAGUCCAACAAUUUCGCUACGAACCACUCGAGAAUCCAAGGCAUGAUGCACCAAAUCAAGAAGAACCAGGUCAAGGUGGAUAACAAAAAAAACACUAUACCAAAAACGUGUUGUGCACCGUCGAAGUUGGCCGACUUGCAAAUAGUUAUGGUUAACAAAGAUAAUCCCAUGAAACUGACCGUACAGACAUGGGAGAAAAUGCAAGUCGUAGAAUGUGCGUGUUCCUAAAAUAGAUAAGUUUUCUAGCCAAAGACAUGUUGUAGGUGUUAUUUUUAUAUACGGGUCGUCACUGAGCAUUUCUUCUUUAUUUUUUUUUAUUUUAUUUAUUAUUUUUGUUCUCUCUUUUUUAAUUUAGACUCCACAUUUACUUAAGAUAUUUGAGACAAGGAAAACAAACGGUGUUGGGCUUAAGAUUAGGCUGCUUGUUAUAUCAUCAAAUCUAUUUUAAUUGUAAAUUCAUUAAAAAAUUGUCAUCAAUUUUAAAUUAUUCUUGGAUAUUUGGCAUAAACUUUACAUAAACAAAGCAUAGCCGAGCUGAAUAUAGAGAAUAAAACUUAUAUUUUCUUUUUAUAAAAUAUCACUCGAGAUUGAGUUAAUCCAAUUAUAAGCGAAGUCUAUGUAUAUGAUUCCUGCCAAGAAACCACAAAUACAAAUAAAUUCAGUAAGUGUAUGCAUAUAGUAUACUGAAUUUUUGUGGAAUGUUGAAGUAAAUAAUUAGCAGACUAGUUUACAAAGUUAACACUGGAUUGGAACAUUAAAAGGGAAAUCUAUAAUUCUUUUUGUCUUCUUGAAUAAUCUUCAAGAAGUAUUUAUUUGCAUUAGAAAAAAUUUGAGUAUACAAAUUUAAUAAUAGUUUAUUUUCCUUUAAUUUAAACUCUGUUUCCUUCAAAAAUUGCACAGAUUUAGCCACAGUUACAUCACACAGGGUCUUUAUUGAAAUAUCCUCCCUUUUUCUCUAAUACGUAAUUGACGAUAAAAUGAUUGAAAUAACCGAAGACACCUAUAAAUAAACAUUUCUAAUUUAUUGUCUAAAGGAAUUUUGACCUAACAUUUUGUUUAUAUGUUUUUCACUGAAUGACUGAUUACUCAGACGAACAAAAGAGCGAAUAUCUCAGCUAUUAAUAAAAAUUUUCAAAUAAAAUCCACACUUUUCGUUAUACUAUUUUUAAAAAUAAUUUGUGGACAGGUUAUUUAGUUUGGGUGCUAUAUAUAUACUGUAUACAUAUAAGUAACUUCUGGUAUGCAAAUAAUAAUAAAAAUAUUUACGAAGAUUUCAUUUAUAGUGUUCUAGUCUAAUGGCGCGCUCAUACGACUCGUGUACUUAACAAACAUUUGUUAUUGGUAUGCAUGUUAUACAGGGUACGUCGGACAUUUAUACAGAAUUUCUAAGUUAUAUUCAUUUAGGAGCUACGCCGCACUUUCGCCAGACACUGUAUGUCAAUCAAAAAGUUUGCCAAGUACACGAGUCGUCAGAGUCCGCCUUAACACGAAUUAAUUUAUUAAAUAUUUGACCAGUAUUAGAAAUAAUAAUUAACAGAUAACAAUUGUUAGUGUUCUAGUGUAAUACGUGAAUCAUAUUAAUAUAAAUAAUUUUGAUAAACUCGCAAAUGCCAUUUUUACUUGCCCAGUAGAAUUUUAGGUUUGCAUAGGUACUCACUUUAUCGAUACUAUUAUGUAGUCGUAAAAAAAUAUUAUUUUUUUUUCGCGAUAGUACCGUAUGAUUGAAUA
Messenger RNA from Sitophilus oryzae (rice weevil), 2656 nucleotides. It is a transcript of the gene mav, whose product is annotated as bone morphogenetic protein 5. Bases 128 to 1156 code for a protein of 342 amino acids. The record is from RefSeq and is a predicted model, not a curated record. Gene Ontology annotation, biological process: SMAD protein signal transduction; BMP signaling pathway. Gene Ontology annotation, cellular component: extracellular region. The transcript is spliced from 3 exons. Gene Ontology annotation, molecular function: cytokine activity; growth factor activity. Lineage: Eukaryota; Metazoa; Arthropoda; Insecta; Coleoptera; Curculionidae.